AACAAUUGGUCCAAUAGUGCAUUCAGCUUUGUAUUCCUGAUCAUCACAGAGGUGUUCCCGGCAAUCACCAUGUUCAUCUUUUACAACCAAACCAAGUUCUCAUCACGGUCACCAACACAAAGCAACAACUCAACAUCCACCGCCACAGCAUCAUACAGUUCCAAGAUGAAGGUUAUCAAAUAA
This is a messenger RNA of Acytostelium subglobosum LB1, 183 nucleotides long. RefSeq lists its product as hypothetical. The transcript has a single exon. NCBI's taxonomy places the organism in Eukaryota, Evosea, Eumycetozoa, Acytosteliales, Acytosteliaceae. The annotation marks the transcript as partial. The record is from RefSeq and is a predicted model, not a curated record.